Messenger RNA from Diatraea saccharalis (sugarcane borer), 1464 nucleotides. The record is from the annotation of a GenBank genome assembly. Lineage: Eukaryota; Metazoa; Arthropoda; Insecta; Lepidoptera; Crambidae.
AUGUGGCUUUGUCCGCCCUCCUAUAUCCAUCCCUUCGGAGUUUUUACCGAUGCGAUGGGUAAAAUUAUAGCGAAACAAGAAAACGAACAGUCAUCUUCGGAACGUUUGGCUACGAUUGAUGGAGGUUCCGCCGUGACCAUGUCUCCAGAGGUUCAAGCGCUAUUGAAAAAUAUCACCGGUACAAGGGCAGCCGCUGGUGUUUUUCAGAAGAAUAUACAAUCUUUGAAAUUGCCUUUCGUUUACCACCUCUUGCCACACCUCAUGAACGACCAUAACAGCCUUAAGCCAGCAUUCCACAUGAAAAGCGGAAAGUUGUUUGCCGAUGUAGUAAUCGGUAUACCGACUGUAAAAAGGGACAAAGAAAAUUACCUCAUGAUAACGUUAUCGCAUUUGAUCAGUGAAAUGAAUCCCCAAGAUUUGAAUUCUACUCUUAUUGUGGUUAUGAUUGGAGAGACUGACAUGGAAUAUGUCAUCAAUACAGCCAGGCAGAUCGAGAACCAAUUUCCUAAAUUAGUUGACUAUGGACUUAUCGAGGUGAUUUCACCGGCGGCUUCAUAUUAUCCAAAUUUUGAAUCUUUACCUGUAACUUUGGGAGAUUCUUUGAAAAGAGUUAAAUGGAGAACUAAACAAAAUCUGGAUACUAUAUAUCUAAUGGCAUAUGCGCAAUCUAAGGGCGUUUACUACCUGAUGCUAGAAGAUGACGUAAUCGCUAAGAAGAAUUACAUGCAGGAUAUGAAAGAUUUCGCAGCAGUGGUCACCCUCGUGAACCCGGACUGGUUUUACAUAGAGUUCUGUCACAUAGGCGGCAUUGGAAAGUUUUUCAAGUCCACAAACCUUGUUCAUUUUAUUACAUACGUCCAGUUGUUCUACAAUAAUAUGCCUAUUGAUUGGCUACUUGAAAGUUAUUUAUCUGAUAAAGUAUGCACCAUAGAAAAGAAUUCUGAUUCUCAUUUUGGUGUGGUGCCAACUUUUUAUCCGCACCAAAAUCCACCGCUCAGAAGCAUCCGAUCUAACAUAAAAGAACAACUGGAUCACACUCUUAAGAAGGCAUACGAAGGAGAAUCUUUCUUUUGGGGUUUCAAACCUAAAGUUGGAGAUUAUAUCGAGUUUUGGUUUGAGAAACCAACCGCAUUAGAAAAAUACAUGUUCCGUAGUGGUAACGUGGAACACGUUUCUGAUAAAUUCUACGACACAAAUGUAGAAAUUCUACCAGUUAAUGAUAGUAACUUCACCGUAGUGGGGAAAUUUGAUGAGUUCGGUUUAGCUGAGAGCGAGCUCCGAAACGAUCUGGGACCAUUGUCUGCCAUAAGGCUAAUUGUGAACCGGAAUAGUCAUUUCUGGGCUAUUCUUAGCGAGGAAGAUAUAAUUAGCGCUAAAUCGGCUCCUUAUAUUGCGUUAGUCGGAUUACGUCACAGAACGGAAAGAGGUAACUUUAAAUUUGAAAAUAUUGACUGCCCGCCGUAG